AAAGCGGUAUUUUUAUUGUGAAUAGCCUAUAUCAUCGAAAUAGUGUUAUAGUACAGAUUAAGAAUUAAAGACAAACGGGACGAUCAAUGUUUUGGACGUGGAUACAUGAAAAUAAAAUUACAAUUAAAUGUGGUCAUCGUCGUGUCAAAUUUUGAUGUCGCAGCGGUCGCAUGUCUCCACUCAAUGCUGUUUGGCAGUUAACUCGGAAUAAAAAUGGAAUGAUUAUGGGAGCUUAUUGAAAAGAAGACGAGUUAAACUUGAGUGAGUUGACGGUUUCGUUGGUGGAUAUCAAACUGGGUCAACUGGUGACGAAGAAUGUUACGAAAACGAUCCAGAUGAUGGCCGAGCAGCUCCUCAUCUUCGACGGAGAAGCUUCGCAGGUAAUCGGUCCGCUUACGGCCGCCCAAAAGACGAACGCCGGAGCUGUCAAUUUGCUGCACCAGUUUGACCGAAAUCUGAGACGGGCUAUCGUUUCCUUGCCGGGCCUUUCUGAAGAUUGCGUCGACGCCGUGAUCGAUUCCCUCGAACACAUCGCCACUUUGAUGCGCAAUUGGAUCCAGCCGUUGCUGACGUCACUGACGGACGCCGUCGAAGCCAUCGUUUUGACGACGCACGAUGAAGAUUUCUCUAGCCCUCAUCCGCCGGAAGAUGGAGCCGCAUCCGCACCCUGUUCACUGUACAUGAAGGAGCUGCAAAGUUUUAUGUCGCGGUCGGCGGCCGACUACUUUUCCCUGUACCAUUCGCCGGAUUUCCUCCGCAAAGAACUGCGAGCGGUGGCGACCGGGUGUUUGGAUUUGUUUGUUCGUCACGCGAGUUUGUUGCGACCGCUGGGUGAUGGCGGCAAAAUGAAAUUGGCCGCCGAUUUCGCCCAGAUGGAAUUGGCCAUUUCAUCGUUUUACGACCGUCCGACAGAGUUGGGCCGCUCCUAUCGAGUCUUGCGCUCCUUCCGUCCGCUGCUCUUCCAGACUGUGGAACAUCCAUGGCCCAAUCGCCGACCGUCGGUGACGUCAUUCCCUACAGUCUUGUGUUGCACCCUAUUUGCUAGGGCACCGGCUGAAUUGAAAUCGCCUCACCAGGGAGCUGGGUGGUCGGUCGUUCGCUAUUCGAAAUGGCUGGACGAACACGCCACUGAAAAGGAACGCCUUUCGGUCAUCCAAGGAGCAUUCGAGUCCUACGUCCAGGGCGUCAAGCAGCGGCAAGCGAAAGAAUUCGCCAAAGAUUACGCUAUUAUGGUCCAGCUCCUUCUAAAGGCCCUUGCCACUCUGUAAUACAAUCGAAGAAUAAUAAAACCAAUUUUUCUAACCGUUUUGUCAACAAUA
Daphnia pulicaria is the source of this 1319-nucleotide messenger RNA. RefSeq names its product conserved oligomeric Golgi complex subunit 5-like. Bases 336 to 1268 code for a protein of 310 amino acids. Gene Ontology annotation, biological process: intra-Golgi vesicle-mediated transport. The transcript is spliced from 5 exons. Gene Ontology annotation, cellular component: COG complex. Lineage: Eukaryota; Metazoa; Arthropoda; Branchiopoda; Diplostraca; Daphniidae. The record is from RefSeq and is a predicted model, not a curated record.